Molecule: messenger RNA, 2575 nt
Organism: Maniola jurtina (meadow brown)
Lineage: Eukaryota; Metazoa; Arthropoda; Insecta; Lepidoptera; Nymphalidae
Exons: 6
Coding region: 331-1335 (334 amino acids)
Source: RefSeq, a predicted model, not a curated record
UACUACACUGUGUACCUAUAUUUUACUUUUGUGUGUUGUUUAAAUUUUCGUCUCCAACAAAAUUGAAUUGAAUUGAUUUCGUAUUAAACUGAAACUUCUUAUAAGUGAAAACCUAUAUGUAAUAAGUGAGCCGUUAUUUAAUUUGGUUAAAGGCUCACCUUUAACCAAAUUCAUAUUCUUCAGAAAUAAUAAAAGUGGACUUUUACUGAACGAUUUAUUAGUACUUAUUUCUAUUUACGAACAUAACUAACAUUGAUACAUCGAUACAUAUAUGUAUAUGAUGUUCGGAUAAAGUUUCUACAUAAUAUCAAUAUCCUGUGCUUUAUAAUAAUGGGUGAUCUCAUUGAAUUCACAACUUGGCCUCAGCAUCAGCAUAUAUUUUACAAAAUUACUAGCAGUGCUGUAGGAUUCUCUGUUAAAGGUGAGAGGCACGCAGCUGUAGGGCUGGCAAAGAGACCAGGCGAAAAAUGUGAUUACUGGAUUGUGUUUGGCCAUGAUCAAUGUUGGAUUGAGAAAGAUGGAGCUCGCACUACUAAUGUUAAAAAUGUGUCUAACAUUUUGUCCCGAGAUGUAUAUACAAAAUUCUGGAUUUCAUGGCAUGGUACUCGAUUACAAUUUGGUCGCACCAGCACUGGAGUUCCACUGAUAUCAAGGAAAAUACCUGUUCGAGAUAUACAAUUUGUCACAUUUUCUGUCUAUGCUGACAGGGGCACUCUACAAUGGAAGCUAUACUUACCACCAAAAUUACAAAAACCACUUCUAAAGAAGGUGAGAGGAGGUGACCUGAAGUGGGUGGUCGCAGAGGAUCAACUUCCUGACGGAGCUUUGAUUGGUGGAUAUGAGAAAGAGACAUUGUAUAUAAUAAAGGCUCCGCAUCGAGGGUCAUUAACUCCUGGCAAAUUUGUACCAUCCCAAGGCUUGGGCUUUAUCCCAUGGGGUGGAGAAAUGCAUGAAAAAAAUAAAUUUGAGGUGCUAUGUGGCUUCAACUGCAUUUGGGUGUCAACUUGUAGCAAUCGGAUUCCAGUGGGGGCGGUGGAGGGAGGUUACGCGGAAGAUAGCCAUGAAACACUGUACAUUGGUCGCGCCGUUGAAGAUGGCAAUCUCAUACCAGGAAAAGUUCAACCCUCACACGCAGUUUGCUACAUCCCUUACAAUGAAAGAGAAAUUUCUAAAAAGGAAUAUGAGAUUUUGGUCAAUCCCCAAAUUUCCAUGCACAGCCCAAAUCGAUAUUUCGUAUCUCAUAUGGACGAAAUAUCUGAAAACAGGUAUGAAGAGGAUGAAGAAAAUGUUUAUGUGGACAGUGACGAUUAUGCACCCAGCUCAGAAUCAGAAUAAGCAGAAAAUCCGAAAAUCCUUUCUUAUAAUGCUGCAGCAAUCUGCGCUGCCGGCGGCGGCGAUUAGUGGCCGCCACAAGUUGCGGACGAAUUUUACUGCAAGCAUUACGUCUACGCGAACGUUCACGCCACGCAAGUGGUAUGCCAUGUCUCAUACAGUUCCAUACAUUACAACGCAAUGAUACGCGCUCUACGCGUCUACGCUUACGCAGCCUGUGUGAACAAGCUGUUAUUCACUGGGAGUAAGGUGCGUGUGCAGUGUAUUUUGAUAAAGCAUUUGAAAAGGAUGGUACCUAGUUGAAUCUAAAUAAUAUAAGGAAACUUUCAGCCAAAAAUAAAGAAAGUGGUCACAAUUUUUUAUCUGCAAAAAGAACAUUAACUGUCUGUAUUUGCCUAUGGACUUCAACUCCAUAUUGAAUAGAUAUUUAUUAUUAUUUUAAUGUGGUGUACUAUGAAUGUAAUGGCUCCUUAAACUAAGUAGGUACAGAGCACACUAGUAAAGAGGGAGGUGAGUCAACAUUGGUGAUGUUUGCUGGCAAGCCGGCUUUAUGGUUGUAGCACCUACAUAACUAAACAAUUGAUCUGCUACUAAGGUUUGUAAUACUGACCCUGCCUCUGUUAUUAAAAGUAAGGCAUUAGAAAGUGCCAUUUAAUACCUACAUAUUGUACUUUUACUAUAUUUUAUAUUCAUUGAAUUCAGUUUAUUCCUGUUUGGUGUUUAUCACUAAGUACAUAGUGUAAAACAAAGUCGCUUCCAGCUAUCUGUCCCUAUGUAUGCUUAGAUCUUUAAAACUACACAAUGAAUUUUGAUACGGUUUUUAUUAGAAGAUAGAGUGAUCAAGAGGAAGGUUUAUAUGUGUAAUACAUGCAUAAUAUUUUAGAGAAACACUGAUAAUUUUAGAGGUUUCUAAUGUGAUGUUGUAAAUAAACACUUUUUUUGCGCUUACAUUGCAAACGCUGCCUGAACCCUACGAAAUAGAUCAAAAUAAUGUACCUACUCCAGUAUUGUAUACCUUAAAAAGGCCUACAAAAAAGUCUGAGAUGGUAUUAUGUCUAACUCUUAGGGAUAACCCACAUUAACUGUUUUAAUCCUUUACUUUUUAAGAGAAAUGAUGGCUGGUGGUGGAUGGAUGGUGGAUGGGAAAUGAUGGAGAAAUGAUACCAAUUACCAAGCGAUUUUAUGCAAUACAGCAUUAAUCCUUUUUUUUUUUCUCUCUCUCGUCUGGCUUUAUACUGAUUAG